AUGAUUGAUGAUGAAGUAAGGUUACCUCACUGGGUAUAUACGUUGUCGUUUUACUCAUCAAUCAUAUCUUCGUUAAUAGUUGUGUUAUCUAUAUUCUUACAUUUAAUGAAUUAUAGACGACCUUUCCAACAGAGAUUAAUGAUAAGAAUCCAAUUGAUAAUACCAUUAUUUGCCUUAUCAUGCUACUGUAUGCUUAUAAAUUCAGAAUCUUAUUUCAAUAAGUUUAUACUAGAACCUGUGAGAGAAAUCUAUGAAGCAUUUGUGAUCUAUACAUUUUUUUCAUUGUUGUCAGAUAUGUUAGGUGGUGAAAGGGCAAUUAUAAUUCGAACAAGUGGAAGAAAACCUGUUAGUCAUCCUGGACUCUUGAAAUACGUGUUCCACGAUGUAGAUAUUUCAGAUUCAACUACAUUUCUCAUCUUUAAAAGAGGAAUCUUACAAUAUGUGUGGAUCAAACCUUUCCUUUGUUUUGGUAUUUUAUUCACAGAGUUCUUAGGAGUUUAUAAUAUCAAUGCUAUUAGUGCAGAGUCUAUGUAUCUUUGGUUAAUGAUUAUAUACAACACAAGUGUCAGUAUAUCACUUUAUUGUUUGGCAAUGUUUUGGAAAAUUCUAUGGGAUGAUUUAAAACCUUUCAACCCUGUAGGGAAGUUUUUAUGUGUUAAGUUGAUAAUUUUUGCUUCUUAUUGGCAAGGGAUCUUAUUGGCCAUACUAAAUUACUUUGGCCUUAUUCCUGGAUCUGAGAAUACUGAUGCUUCUAAAGCAAAUUCUAAUAUUGGCUUAUCCAUACAGAAUGCUUUACUUUGUUUUGAAUUGAUCUUCUUUGCUGCUGGUCAUUGGGUUUCUUUUACUUAUAAACCUUUCACCUUAUCACAAAUCCCGAAUGCAAGAUUAAAAUUCUACUACGCAUUGAGAGAUAUGUUUGGUAUUAAGGAUUUAAUACAAGAUUUCAAAUUGACCUUUUAUGGUGACCAUUACAAGGACUAUAAGGCUUUUGACUCAGUCAAUGCAUUAGUUCAACAUCCUUCCUCAAAAUCAAGAAUGAAAAAAAUCAACCAAGGGUUGAGAUAUCAUUUUGAUGGUAAGCAUAAACAUUGGGUAGCUUUCAAUCACAACGAUAGUAAAUCUAUCAUAGAGAAUGCCACCAUAGGUUCAGAUUCAUUAUAUGCACCAUCAAUUAACACCUCAACUCGUGGAAUCCAUACCACUUCUCCAAAGAGUCAAUCUCCUCCCACAUCCCCUGUUAUUGGAUCAUCAAUAUUUUCAGGAUCAGAAGUUCUCGGAGGUUUCCCCAUAACCGAGUCCCUUAACAAUGAAGAAUUUAAUUACGAUAAUGAAAUGUUAGAAGAAGAUGAAAAUUUUUACCAUUCAGCUUAUAAUACCAUUAAUAACUAUAGAUUAGACCAAACAGAAGUCAAAGAGAUAAUUAAUUAUCCCGUAGUGGAGAAUAUAGUUGACAGUCAUUUAUAUGGCUAUAAAGUUAGAAAGUUACGAGAAUCUAGAAAGUCUCUGGUUGAAAGAGGUAGAAGUUUAACUAGAUCAAAUUACGAUUAUGGUAGUGUGUAA
This is a messenger RNA of Yamadazyma jaroonii, 1560 nucleotides long. NCBI's taxonomy places the organism in Eukaryota, Fungi, Ascomycota, Pichiomycetes, Serinales, Debaryomycetaceae. The record is from the annotation of a GenBank genome assembly.